GGGGUUUUGUGGAGGCUUUAGAAAUCUCAUUAGUUUGAAAUCAUGAGUCAGUUGAAGCUAGACCAGCAUGGAAAACCUGUAAGCACUGGAUGGCCGUUUCAUCCUAGAAUGAGACUCCUCAGCAGCUUCUAUUUUUUAUUCAACCAAUUCAACUUUAUGAAAUAAAUAUUUUAUAAACAUACAUAUGAGUGAACAUGUAUACAAACAAUAUGCAUAUUAAAUAAUUUAUUCGGACCAGUUUUGUUUCUACUUUCUUUCUUUCUUUUUUUCUUAUGACCACGCACAACAAUUCCGUUUGCACACACACACACACACACAAACGCAAAAAUAGAUAAAUAUUCUGAAUCUUUCUAUACAUUUGCCCAUUUUAUUUUAUUUUACAUGUAGUCAAGUGUAAAUCUACACACACACACACACACACACACUCACACACAAACAUACAUACACUUUAAUAUAUGCACAUAAAUAGUAUUUCAAUAAUUUUAUUCAAAUUAUAGUCACUAUGUUGUAUAUUAACAAGUAAAUAUAUUCAAACCAAGAUUGUUUCUCCUUUUUACAAUAUUGUAAUGAUCAUAAAAUGAGUAGUUUAAAAGCAAUUAUAAAAAGUGUUGAUAUGCCUGAUGUAAUGCAACAAGAUGCUGUAGAUAUAUGUGCUAUGGCAAUUAAAAAAUAUUCAAUGGAAAAAGAUAUUGCAGCAUUUAUGAAAAAAGAAUUUGAUCGAAAAUAUUCACCUAGUUGGCAUUGUAUAGUUGGAUCACAUUUUGGCACGUAUAUUUCACAUGAAGCAAAACAUUUUAUUUAUUUCUUUUUGGAUAAUCAUGCUGUUGUAUUAUUCAGAACUGGAACAAUCAAUUGAAAAUCAAUAUAUGUAAACUAAUAAUCUUUUUAUUGGACAAUUCUAUCAAUCUAUUGUAUCCUAUUGAUAACAGUACAAAAUUUCCUAUUUUCUACAUACUGAUUAAAUCAUCUUAUGUAUUCUUUUAUAAAGACAAAUCUAACGAAUAAUCAACAACUCACUAUAUAUAUACAUAUAUAUAUAUACUUUAUUUGUCUUACACUUAUCGUCAUACUACUUACUUACUAACGCCUGUUACUCCCAAUGGAGCGUAGGUCUUCGACCAGCUCCCGUGAUAUAUUUAUUUCAUGUAAUCAAUAUUUUACAAGAAAUUCAUAUUUUCUAUCAAAAUGACUAUUUUUUUUUCUUUGAGAAAAAAAACUCUUGUUCAGAAAAGAGCAUAUUUUAUUGUUGUUAAUCUUUAUAUUUGAUUAGAAAUAUGUUUGAAGUGUAUGAGAAUAAAAUGAUCUUUGUAUGAA
This is a messenger RNA of Schistosoma intercalatum, 1314 nucleotides long. Lineage: Eukaryota; Metazoa; Platyhelminthes; Trematoda; Strigeidida; Schistosomatidae. The record is from the annotation of a GenBank genome assembly.